AUGGAGAACCUGGAAGGGACAAACCAGACCCUGAACCACAGUGAGACCGCAGACCUGACCCAGCGCAGCCCCACGAUGGACGCUUGGAGCAUGGCCUUUCUAGUGCUCCAGGUCCUGACCCUGCUCACCUGCGUGUGUGGGAUGGUGGGCAAUGGUGUGGUCAUCUGGCUGCUGGGCUUCCGCGGGCAGAGGAACCCCUUCUCUGUCUACGUCCUCAACCUGGCGGUGGCUGACUUCCUCUUCCUCCUCUGCCUGUUCAUUAAGGAAUAUGCAGAAUAUUUCCACCUGAACUGGGUAAUAAUUGCUGCCUUCAGCAGUGUGAAGAUAUUUGCAUACAUUACCAGCCUGAGCUUCUUGACCACCAUCAGCGUCCAGCGCUGUCUGUCUGUCCUCUUCCCCAUCUGGUACAAGGUCCGCAGACCCCGACACCUGUCCACCGUGGUGUGCACCCUGGUCUGGGGGCUGAAUCUCCUGACCCUGAGAAGACCCCGCGUGUGGCGCCGGCGAUCCUCCAGGCUGUGUGUGAUCAUCCUGGUCUCAGUCCUGGUGUUUGUGGUCUGUUCUCUGCCCUAUGGCAUCUACUGGACGCUCAGGAUCAGGUUCCCAAUACUGUCUCCUUGGUAUAAUGCUGUGUUAUAUUACUUGAUCCAAUGCACCUCAGCCCUGGGCAGCAGUGCCAACCCCGUCAUCUACUUCCUGGUGGGAAGUGAAAGUGGAAAUAGCCUGUGGGACCCUCUGACAGCCAUACUGAGCAGGGCAUUGCAGGAGGACCCUGAGUUGGGGAGAAAAGAGAUGUCCCCCGCAAGUACCAAUGACAUAGGAACUGAGAGCCAGGAACCCAUGGGUUCUGCACAAUUGAGCCCGUCCCUGGAUUAG
Molecule: messenger RNA, 876 nt
Organism: Elephantulus edwardii (Cape elephant shrew)
Lineage: Eukaryota; Metazoa; Chordata; Mammalia; Macroscelidea; Macroscelididae
Product: mas-related G-protein coupled receptor member D-like
Exons: 3
Coding region: 1-876 (291 amino acids)
Biological process (GO): G protein-coupled receptor signaling pathway
Cellular component (GO): membrane
Molecular function (GO): G protein-coupled receptor activity
Source: RefSeq, a predicted model, not a curated record